UCAUAUCUUUAUAGUUACCGUAAAGUAGUCCAUUUAUUUACAUUGUCAUGACAACAUAAAUCUUUAGAAAUUUCCAUAAAAUCAGGAUUUUAGAAGUUAUGAGUGAAGGAAAGCUUGUUGUCGCCAGGCUACCACCUCUAGCUGGGGCAAAAACCUUUUCACCACGACAUGGAGGCAAAUUUGAAGGCCUUAAUGGACCCACAUACAAAAUUGGAGGACAUGUACAUGCAUUACCACCUCCAAAGGCACUUAGACCAUAUGUUGACACAAAGACAGGCGAGCUGGAUGCAUGGCCGGCUCAUGCCAGUGGUCACUCUGUUCCUACUACAUCAAUGAUGAUGACCAAGGAUAAAAGCCUCGUUCUCGUUAGUGAUGAACAGAUGGGGAAACCAAACAUGAUUCCUAAACCAAGAUUUCUGGAACAGCUUGAAAAUUACCUCAAGAAAGAAUUGCGUGCCCUUGAUGUGGUAGAAGUAGAACCAAAUGAACUAAGAUUACAGGCACAUAGAGAAGUGUUCGAGUACCUGAUAGAGGACUUUAAAACAUACAAACCACUUUUGUCAGCCGUGAAAAAUGAAUAUGAGAUGAUGUUUGCAUUUCAAAGACAACAAAUCCGUGAGCUCGAACCAUUAAAGCAAAUGUUGGUGACAGUAUCAGAACAGUGUGACCAGAAAAUAAUGGGUAUCAGAGAAGAGGAGAAACAAGAAAUGGCUGACUUGAAGAUUGAGAACAAAAGACUAUGCCAGAGAAUCGAGGAUUUAAAGAAUUCAGGUAAAGAUUUACAGACCCAGGUAUCGAAACUUCAAGACGACCUAGCCAAUCAAUACAAGUUGUACCGUGAUGAGCGAGAUGCCCGUAAAUUGUUACAAUCAGAUAUCAACGACCUCCGAUAUCAGCAGGAAGAUUAUCAGAUGUCCCAGAAAAAAGACGAUGAAGAAGAGGAUGACCCAGUCAUGUUGAAAAUUGCCCUCAAGAAAGCACGAGAAGAUGAGAGGUCAGCUUCACAGAGACUCAGUGAAAUGGAAGCCAAUUAUGGUGAUGUCAUUCCAAGAAGAGACUUUGAAACACUGGAAAAGAAACAUAUUGCAUUAGAGGAAAGUGUUGGUGUUAUACAAGGGGACUUUGAUAAACUCAAACAAGAACACGAAGCUCUUUUGGAAGUACAUAAACAAGUGGUCAAACAAAGGGAUGAGUUCUACACAGAGUGUGAAACCCUCAGAAGAAGUUCAACACCAAGGCCUGACUGGGAUAAAUGUGCUGAUAAUAUUCGAGGAGGUAUGACACGCUGGAAGGAAUUGUCCGAGGGCAAGGCGAGUAACGAGCUUGUUGACGUCCUGCUUACAGAGAUGGCCUCCGGAGAGGUGGUCGACACUGGUGGUGCUGAAUACUUUGAUGGACAGGGAACUGGACCAGCGGUGCCAAAAUACUUACAGCAUGAUGGUCCGGUUAGAAAUCGACGGUUGGGUAAACGUGAUGCCUCCCUACUUAUCAAGGAUAUCUGGAGAGAGAAAGGAGCUCAUGAUGCAGCAAAAUCAGAUGGUGUUAGGGAUAAGAUGAGUGAUUUCCUAUACAGUUACCUACAGAGACGAUUUGGUCUAGAGCAGAUGAUUAUAGAGUGGGGGUAUAACCUUCACGAUGCCUGCCAGAGAUAUAAUUCUGAUGAACACAUAGGUCUCUUCCAUGGUGUCUUAACUGAAGAGAUAGAUGAAGAGAUUUACCACAACCAGUUACAGUUAAUACAAAAACUGAUGAACCAUCUCACAACCAUAGACAUGGAUAAAGGAAACCAGGGGAAAUUAUCCAAGGCUGACUUUAGGGAGGGUUUGACAUCAUAUCUCGGAAAUGUUGACCCUGACAAAGUAAACGCCAUGAUGAGAGCAGCAGAAUCAGAAAUGGACAACAAGGAAGCCGAUGAGAUCGAGUAUAAAAAUCUAUUUAUGGAGGAUGAUGAAGGCAGGACUGGUCCAUUUUUGGAUGAGAUCAGAAAAUGGGAGAAGCAGGAGAGGAUGAACUAUGUUGAUGAUAUACAAAAACAGCUUGUUGAUAUAAAUCCGGUUUCUGUUGAUGACUUGAAGAGAUCAAUACUACAAGCUGACAUUGAAAUAGAUAAUGUUAAAAUGAACAAAUAUAUUACAUGGGUGUUCCAAUCUGAAACGGAUCCACUGCCUCAAGACAAGGUCAUCGAAAGAUUAAGGAACGGAAAUGUGGCGCGAAUUGGAAGAAAACUGUAAAUUGCUAUAUAUAAACUAAAAAAAAAUGUAUUUAUUAAACAGCAUUCAAUUAAGAAUGCUGAAAAGUGUAAACACACAGAACUAUAGCUGCAUUUUUCACUGGAAUUUUAUCAAGGUGUUAGUGCCUUAAUAUAUUAUAAAUGUAGCGUUUUGUGUUUUGUCUGUGAUAUUUAUUGUGUGUGGAUUGACUCAUCAUGAUCUUGUACAGCAUAUCUCCGGGUCAAUUUCGCCAUCUAAUUUGUUAAACAUUUAUGACUAAAGUAUUUUAUAUUGCAGAAUAAUUUUUAUCAAUCUUUUUAGAAAUGAAAGUUUUUGUUGUUGUUUUUUUCUGUAUAAUUUACAUGUAUGUUACAUUUGCUUAAAUGUGUAAACUUGAUAAUAAAAUCUUUCUAAUCUCCAAA
This is a messenger RNA of Ruditapes philippinarum (Manila clam), 2632 nucleotides long. RefSeq names its product translin-associated factor X-interacting protein 1-like. Gene Ontology annotation, cellular component: cytoplasm. The record is from RefSeq and is a predicted model, not a curated record. The transcript is spliced from 16 exons. Lineage: Eukaryota; Metazoa; Mollusca; Bivalvia; Venerida; Veneridae. Bases 99 to 2231 code for a protein of 710 amino acids.